Messenger RNA from Fusarium redolens, 1015 nucleotides. RefSeq lists its product as uncharacterized. Bases 53 to 679 code for a protein of 208 amino acids. Gene Ontology annotation, biological process: signal transduction. NCBI's taxonomy places the organism in Eukaryota, Fungi, Ascomycota, Sordariomycetes, Hypocreales, Nectriaceae. Gene Ontology annotation, molecular function: protein phosphatase regulator activity. The transcript has 2 exons. Gene Ontology annotation, cellular component: protein phosphatase type 2A complex. The record is from RefSeq and is a predicted model, not a curated record.
CCGGAGGAUAGAGCACAUCUGCCGAGCAAGAUGAAACGUUCGUCCAAGAGUUAUGAGUCUCGGGUCUGAUAGCGGCUGUUCCGAGUAUGGAACCGUGCCGCCAUUAUGCUGUGAUCCAUUCCACGAGUCGCCUGUUCUCGCACCCCUGUUCUCCGCGUCGUCAAUUCUGGAUGAGGCCCGCAAUCUGCCGCUGCCGCCGAACAACAGCGACCCUGGAGAACAGUGUAGUGCUUGGCAGCCCUCGAACCCGUCGAACUUCGGGACCGUCGUUAUCAGCCCAACCCCUGGCCAUCUCUCCCCGCCGGGAGCCGACGAAACGAUGCCUCACGACUUUCCACCGCCAAGGUUCAACCAAAAGCUGCCCUUGAUCCAUGGGGUAAUUGACAACGGGGAUACGAUACCCAAGGCGCUAGGAACACCGAAGCGACUCUCGUCUCGCUUCGAUAUUUCCAUCUACAGAGCGCUUGAGUAUCUUCCAGGUUUCCGACGGCGGGAGCUGUUCAUGCAAAAGAUCAACCAGUGCAAUAACAUCUUCGGAUUUAACGACGCGCGACAUGUUCUAUAUGAGCUCCUCGACUAUAUUGCUAACAACAGGCAAGUCAUCACGGGGUCUAUGUACCCGAGGGCGGUCCAUAUGUUCGCCAGGAAUCUCUUCCGCCCCAAUGAACCCCCAAUAUGAGAUAUUCGAUCCAGAGGAUGAACCAGUUCUUGAGGUUGCUUGGCCGCAUAUCCAGGUCGUCUACGAGUUUUUCCUACGCUUCAUCGAGAGCCCGGAUUUCAAGACGAAUAUUCCCAAGGCCUACACCAACUACAGCUUCGUGCUUCAGCUUUUGCAGCUAUUUGAUUCCGAAGAUCCCCGACCGAUGCGCCUGGCUUGAGCUUUUUAAGACGCCCACCAUCCCUGCUCAUCCUACUCGACCUCCUCGGUCUACUCCUCCUCGGUCUCCUUUAGUCGUCAUGAUUCCAGAGACGCGAGUCCCACCUCUGCGACAGGCCACUCCUCAACCCGAAGCAC